Ascochyta rabiei is the source of this 1758-nucleotide messenger RNA. RefSeq lists its product as uncharacterized. Bases 1 to 1758 code for a protein of 585 amino acids. The transcript has 3 exons. Gene Ontology annotation, molecular function: transmembrane transporter activity. Lineage: Eukaryota; Fungi; Ascomycota; Dothideomycetes; Pleosporales; Didymellaceae. Gene Ontology annotation, biological process: transmembrane transport. The record is from RefSeq and is a predicted model, not a curated record.
AUGCCCUCGGAACGCUCGUCUCGACACACAUCACUCACUCUCGACUCGACUGUUGAAAUUCUUAAAUCAGCAAAACAAAAAGUCACUGAGAUGCCUCCUACUCCCAACAGCUCCACAGACGACACUCCCCCGUCCACCUCCUCGCGCCCACCCCUCUCCAUCCUCAUAGCCUAUACAGCCCUCUGCAUCUCCAUCUUCCUCGUCGCGCUCGAUACAGUGCUGAUACCGACCGCUCUGCCUACCAUAUCUGAAUCCUUCCAUAUCCCCGACUCACUGUACGCAUGGACGGGCUCCGCCUAUCUCCUCGCCAACGCCUCCUCAAUCCCCUUCUGGGGAACGCUGGCUGAUGUGUUUGGUCGCAAGCCUGUCAUCCUCGUUGCAAAUUCCGUCUUCCUCGCUGGCAGUGUGCUGUGCGCCGUCAGUGUCGAUGCUGUCAUGCUCGUUGCUGGGCGGGCGGUGCAGGGGCUGGGAGGAGGUGGAGUUACCGUGUUGGUUUAUGUUUGUGUCAGUGAUCUGUUCACUAUCCGCGACCGGUCUUUCUACCUCGGGACUGUAGGCGCUGUCUGGGCUGUUGCGUCAGCUCUGGGCCCUGUUCUUGGUGGCGUCUUUGCGGAGGAAAUCAAUUGGAGAUGGUGUUUUUAUAUCAACCUACCCAUCGUUUCUCUCUCUAUCAUCCUCCUCUAUUUCACUCUACACCUCCACAACCCGCGGACACCGCUCCUGGCCGGUCUGUAUUCGAUUGACUGGCUGGGCAUCUUCACCAUCCUCGCCGCCACUAUCCUGCUCCUGGUCGGUCUACAGACCGGCGGCACAGCAUCCUACGACUCGCCCAUGGUAAUCACCUUCCUUGUGCUCGGCGCUGUGGCCUAUCUUCUCUUCCCUCUCACGCAAUGGUGGGAAAGCAAGCGCAACGGCUCGCCCAUCAUGCCUCUGCGCAUCUUCCGCGACACAAGCAACCUCAGCGCGCUCGGCGUCUGCGCCUUCGACGCGCUUGUCUUCAACUCAAUCGCCUACUUCGUGCCCCUCUACUUGCAGAUCGUCGCUGGCCGAGGCCCCUCCACGACUGGCGUGCUGAUGCUCGCGCUGGCUAUCCCCCUCACCGUCGUGAGCCUCGCAUCAGGCUACUUCAUCGAGAAAACGGGCCGCUUCAUGGACUGGCUGCAAGGCGGCCUACUCCUCAUGACAUGCGGUGUUGGCGCGCUAAUCUCACUGAGCACCACCUUCGAUAUCGGCAAGGUCGUUGGCUUCCUCGUCCUCAUAGGAGCAGGCUUUGGUCCAACUUUCCACACCCCGCUCAUAGCCCUGCAGACUCGUAUCCGCGACACCGACAUGGCCGUCGGCACCGCGACUUUCGGCUUCGUGCGCAUGCUCUCGGGCGCUGUUGGCGUCGUACUCGGCCAGAUUAUCUUCCAGGCCCUCAUGGCAACGCAGUUGGACGCCAUCAUUGGCGCUGGCGUCUCUGGCGACUUUGCGCGGCAGCUCGCGCGCGGCGAGGCCGUCAGUCAGGCGAGUGAUGUUGCUCUACUCCCCGGCGCGCAGAGGGUGGUCGUUCGAACUGGGUUUGCGGAGGCACUGAAGGGUACGUGGAUUUGCUACACGGUUGUCGGCGCUCUAGGCUUGGCUGCGUCGUUCGGGAUCAAGAGGGUCACGCUGCAGCGAGAGGCAAAGUCUGGCACAAAAACAGAGGCGGCAGUGGUGCGUGGCGGGAGUAGGGAUGUCGAGGCGGCGACAGUGGGAGAAGAUGUGCGAGAGAAGUGA